Leptosia nina is the source of this 1767-nucleotide messenger RNA. NCBI's taxonomy places the organism in Eukaryota, Metazoa, Arthropoda, Insecta, Lepidoptera, Pieridae. The record is from the annotation of a GenBank genome assembly.
AUGGGAGUCGGUCCCAGAGACCCAAAAACACCAGUCAAAGGUGUGCUUCCACGGAUUAAAAACCUUCUGGUACAACAUCACAAGGGACUUUUUGGCGUCAUAGUUCCUCUGGUAGUAUUGCCAUGGCAACCACAAAAAGGAUUGCACGACAUUACUGUCAUGUGCAUGUGGUUUUGGAUGUUUUGGUUCUUUCUCUUGCAACCGGUGAACAUUCCGGUGGUGGGUUUGGUGCCAGUCUUCCUUCUCCCUAUGGCUGGGGUCACGUCAUCUGCUGAUGUUUGCUCAUGUUAUUUCAAUGAGAACAUAGCGCUUUUUAUUUUAUCUGGAAUGGUUCUCCUGCUGCUAAACAUGUCGGGCAUAGACAGACGAAUAAUACUUUGGCUUUUGUGCUCUGGGGAUAACUGCCAGUUCUCGGGGAAAAGAAUCGUGUUUAAGUCGAGCGUUGCUGCGUUUGUAAUGUCGAUGUUUAGUAACCGUCUUAUUAUAACAUCGACGAUUACUCAGUACCUUACCCCCGCAUAUGUUAAUCUGCAGUCAUACACGUCACGAUACAGAGCUACGGAACCCGAUUACGACACCAUGAGACAUAUUGUUUUAAAUGCUGUACAAACGUCGUCAGCUAUAGGAAGUACUGCAAUUUUACACUCUGCGUAUACUACUGUAGCAAUGCGUGCUAUGUUUUCUGAGCAAGACAAAUCCUUGGUAUUUCCGGAUAUAUACAAUUUCUUGCAAUAUUCCUUCUUUGCUUUUCCCACUGCGUUUCUGAUGUUCAUUUUGAAUAUGUGCUAUCACAUGUUACUUAUUAAUUGUGUGAUCGGAAGACCGAUGAGCGCCAGCAGUAUGACUGAAUUCAGGAGCUCUUUGUUGAAACAGAAGAGCAAUAUCCCGAAGGCUGUUUCACGUCAUGAAAAAAUGUCGCUGCUCUUCAGUAUUCUGUACCUGGCAGCUUUAUUCUUUCGAUGGAGUCGAUACCGCGGUGCAUCUUGGUCAAAAUUCCGCACCAUUCCCAAUUUUGAUGAUUUUCCAAUGAUACAUGACGCAACUGUGGCUGCGAUAUUCGUCUUGGCGAUUCACGUGAUACCAAAGACCUGCGGUUGGGCGAAGAUACUACAAGCUGACAAGAAGAGUCAAUGCGGUUCGCUGAAACCUGACUCUGCUGUAAUGUGGUGGCGAUUUGUUGACAAGAAUACGAAUUAUGGCUAUAUUAUAUUGCUGGGUUCCGGCAUCGCGCUGGUUCGUGCUAUCAAAGAUACGAAGGGAAGCUCGAAGUGUUAUGAUUUCUUCAACGGCAUUCAGAGUAUAGUUAACACCAGUAUGAAGAAGCAUAUAGCCCUGAUCGCCUUCUUGGCGGUGGUUGCUCCCAAUAUCAUGACCGGCGUAGCUGGUCUUAUCUCUCUUUUGCCUUUGAUUAUUAACAUAAGGACUGAGGAAGGAACAGCUGCUUGGGAUACCCACAAGUAUUCUGCGAUCCUCGCUGCCGGUAUGGGGACAUCUUAUGGCUUCAUGAUGCCGUUUUUGUAUACUCCUGCUUACUUCUGUCAUUUCACUGGAAAAGUUCCUAAAAAGAAGAUGAUUUUGUACUCUAUCGGGUCUGUGAUCAUUUGCGGUAUUAUUCUGUGGGCGGCGUGUUGUUUCUGGGCACCUGUGAUUUUUUCUCCUGUCGAGAAGGGUCACGACGGUGUCACGAUCACCGCUGGGGGAGGAGGAGGAGGAGGAGGAGGUGAAGGUGGUGGUGGCGAGGGUGGUGAACCAGAACCUGAACCAUAG